Molecule: messenger RNA, 2301 nt
Organism: Myotis daubentonii (Daubenton's bat)
Lineage: Eukaryota; Metazoa; Chordata; Mammalia; Chiroptera; Vespertilionidae
Gene: C20H1orf198
Product: chromosome 20 C1orf198 homolog
Source: RefSeq, a predicted model, not a curated record
CGGGGGCUCCGGGCGGGGCGGGGGCGCGGGGAGCGGCGGCCGGCGGGGCAUGGCGUCCAUGGCGGCGGCGAUCGCGGCCUCGCGCUCGGUCGUCAUGAGCGGGAACCGGCCCCUGGACGAGCGGGAGCGGAAGCGCUUCUCCUACUUCGCGUCGCUGAGCCCCAUGGCGCGGAAGAUCAUGCAGGACAAGGAGCGGAUCCGCGAGAAGUACGGGCCCGAGUGGGCGCGCCUGCCGCCCGCGCAGCAGGACGCGAUCAUCGACCGCUGCCUGGUGGGUCCGAGCGCCCCCGCGCCCCGCGCGCCCGGGGACCCCGAGGAGCCGGCGCGCUUCCCCGGCCUGCGCGGACCCACGGGCCAGAAGCUGGUGCGCUUCGGGGACGAGGACAUAACUUGGCAGGACGAGCACUCGGCUCCUUUCUCCUGGGAGACGAAGAGCCAGAUGGAGUUCAGCGUCUCCUCCUUAUCCAUCCAGGAGCCCAGCGGCGGCCCCGCCAGCGAGCCCCGCCCGCCGUCCAAAGCCUGCCAGGCCCCCCAGGCCCUCCGGCCGGCCCAGGGCAGCAAGUCCUCCAGCCUGGACGCCCUGGGCCCCGCCCGGAAGGACGAGGAGGCCGCCUUCUGGAAGAUCAACGCCGAGCGCUCCCGCGGGGAGGGGCCCCAGGCCGAGUUCCCCUCGCUGACCCCCAGCCAGAUCAAGUCCAUGGAGAAGGGGGAGAAGGUGCUGCCCGCCAGCUACCGGCCGGACCCCGCCCCGAGGGACAGGGAGGCCAAGGCGGAGCGGCCCGGCCACCCGCGCGCGGAGCCGCUGGCCCUCCCCGGCGCCGGCGUCCAGCCCGAGGGACCCCCGCCCGUCGGGGCCUGCACCGGGGCGUCGGAGGCGGGCGCCCCCUCGGAGCCCGUGGGCCAGCCGCUCUCCCCCGGGGCCGGCCCCAUCGAUGGGGAGAUGGCGGAUGAGCUGUUCUCCGAACCCAGCGCCGCACAGGUCAGCGCGAGCAGUGUCAUCCUGAAGACGGGGUUUGAUUUCCUGGACAACUGGUAAAGCGAGUCAGACACGCGCGCAUAGACCCCACAGAGAAACCAAGAACCCCCGACGAUUCCCGCGGAGGUGCGGCCGGCGGGCGCGGGCGGAAAGGGCAGCCUUUCCCGGUCUCUGUACGCGGUUAUUUUUUUUUUUGAAUCUUUUGGAAACUGUAAGAAUCGCCGCGUCCAGAUUUCCAGAGCGCCCCCCUCUUUUGGCUAAGACCCGAUGUAUCUGCCAUUUUCCACGAUUUGCUAACCGAAGUUUUUGCAUUUGGAAUUUUUAAAGACUGGUAGGCGUUCCUGCUGUGCGCCGGCUCCCGCUCCUCUGGCAAAGGGCUCUCUCUCCACCGGUCACACAAGCGACAGGCGUGGCCUCCAUCUCCUUCUCCUUCGUCCCCCAUCCCCCCCUUUGUUCUCCGUGGGGGUUUCCGUGGACGGUUUACCGUGGAUGGGUGGUCGCCGGUGAUGCCCGCAGUGUGGCAGCAGCGCGCCGGCUGCCAGGGUGGGCAUAUUUGUUCCCCACGUGCCCGCCUCCCACCCUCACCCCCAGUCCCAGCCGCCCAGGGCUCCCCUGGCCGACCCCACCCUUCGCCCCUGCGUCAUGUCCAGGAAACAGACGUGAGGCCUGGCCGGGGGCGUCUUGGGGCCCCUGCCUGGUACCCGGGCAUCCUUGCGUCCGUCCGUCCGUCCGCGUUGCAUGUCUAAACGUUUUGUGUUAACGUCUCAUUCCUUCCUGUCGAGACCUAGCGGCGGUGGGGCUACCCCUCUGCUUGCGUUUGUACUGUGUUCCUCCUGGAAGUUCUUCGCUGCUGAUGUGGCCCGUGGGUGUCCCCACCCGCCCCCCCUCUCCACACCGAGGGCGGGUGGCGGGGUCACCCGAGGACAGGGCUCUUCUGAUUGGUUGCGAGACCUUCCAGCCCGACCCUGGCUGGGGCAGGUCCCGUCGGUCACCACGGACCCUCCCGAGCCCUGCCCGCCCGCAGAAGCUCAAGAGUCCAGUUUCUGCGGGGACCUGGAGACCUCUGUCGUCAUAGCAACGGCUCCCAGGCUGCCCAGGGGAGCAGGGCGGCCCCUGCACCCACCGGGUGGGAGGAGUGGACCCGCCACCCCCCCUCUUCGCCCACCGGAGUCGGCCCGGCCCCCCGGAGCUGCGCGAACCCGCGGGACGCGCCCCAGCGUGAUGGACACGGCACCUCUCACUGUGUUCUGCUCACCGACGCCUUAAUCCCCGCCCCUCCUGCCAGCCAGCACCUGGUCCAAGCCUCUGGGUUUUUUGGGGUUUUU